Molecule: messenger RNA, 1873 nt
Organism: Malurus melanocephalus (red-backed fairy wren)
Lineage: Eukaryota; Metazoa; Chordata; Aves; Passeriformes; Maluridae
Gene: TEDC1
Product: tubulin epsilon and delta complex 1
Exons: 8
Coding region: 1-1416 (471 amino acids)
Source: RefSeq, a predicted model, not a curated record
AUGCGGGGCCGGCAGCGGGAGCAGCCCCGGCAGCAGCGGGGCCGGGAGCAGGGCCGGGAGCAGGGCCGGGAGCAGGGCCGGGAGCAGGGCCGGGAGCAGGGCCGGGCGCUGCCCGCCGCCGUCGGGGCGCUGUGCAGGGCCCUGCCGCCCCGCGCCCGGCCCGCCCCCGACACCCUGCGCCGCGCCAGGUUCGACCGGCCGCAGGCGAGCCUGGAUUUCUGGAGGCUGCUGUAUGUGCUUCUGAAACAGAUCCAUGGAGGCAGGUGGACAGAGUCUGAUGCCAUAGAGACCCAAAUUAGGUUUGUGAAGUCAGCGCUGUGGUACCACGGCUAUGACAGGCCAGAGCUCCAUCAGCUCCCGGCCGAUGGCUCCGCAGGAAGUCGGGAGCUGCUGCUGGCAUUUUCCUGGCUGCUGCACAGACUCAGCCUCCUGGAGCAGCUGCUGGUUCGGAACAGAGUAAAGACUGGGGAUGAAGCCUCUGUGUGCACGUGUGAAGAUAAUCUGCCUAGCAGCCAGGAAGGUACAGCUGAAGCAGCACCCGAAGGUGGGCUGGAAGACAGAGUGGAUGUUCGWUACCUGCAGUGUUUGGAUGGGAGGCUGAGGUUCCAGUGGAGGAGUUUGCACGCUCAGCACCAAGAGCAAUGCAAACUUUUGCACAAGAUCCACUUAUUCACAAGUGGCUCUCACAUGGACAAGAUCCUUGGACAUUUUUCUGUCACAGAAACAGAUCUCGUUAGACAACCAGAGAACUACAAGCAGCUAUUCCAGCUCCUGGAGUCUGAAACCAUGCAGCUGGAAGCCUUUCUGGAGUGGAAGCAACUGGAACCAGUUUACUGGCAGUGGAUGGAAACCGUGUUGGAUGAUAUGGCUGAAGAGGGAAAUAUGUGCAAGUCCCAGGAUGCUCGUGUAGAGAAAAGAAGGCUGCCAGAGGUGACCUCCUGCUGCCCCUGGGCUGAGAACCUGACUGGGCAAAUGGACAGAUUAUCCAGAGAUCUAAUGGCUCUCCAAGACCAGCUGCAUCAGCUGAUCAUUCAGCGAAAGGCUGCAUGGUGGGAGAAGGUGACAGCAAGAGAAGAACUACAGAAAGAGGGGUUCUCUGCCACUGCUAGAAAGAUACAGGAAAGUGUUGAACAAAAACUGCGAGAUCUGACAUGCUUUCAUGCUCCAAAGAAAAAUGCAAUGCACGGUUCGUGCAGGUUGGUGCUGAGAAACAAACAUCCCGCCACCAAAAUGGGCUUUGGUCAGUGUGGAUCCAAGGAGGCUGUUUCAGCUGUCAGUGCUACYGAGGUGAUCAGAGAGCUGCAGAUGAGAGAGGCCAGCCUGCAGAGAGAGCUGGAGCAGCUGCGGGAGGAGUGCYGCCAGAGGCUGGAUGAAAUUGCACAAGGCUUGGAGGGAGUGAUUUGUAUCUCCCCUUGAARAGAUAAAACUGCACUGAGAGGAGCAAAGGAAAAGAGUGGCUUGAUCACAUUGUGCAGCCUAGCUGGGGGAGUGUGAGGUGAGGAACCAAAUGAAUUUCUCAUUUUUUAGCCUGGCAAUCAUAACUUGUCCCUGCUUUGUGAGUUAUGCUGGGGCCAUAACCUCGGUGRCUCUCUCUGCAGCCCCUUUAUUGCUAACCUUGCCAAUUAAAUUCUGCAUUAGGCCUUGGUGGGAGUGUGCAUAAAUCUCCCUUUUAUCUUCUGGAUUUCUAGUUCUUCUGCCAAGCACUGGGCUCUUUUACAGUGCUCAGCUGCUAGGCACGGCGUACAUUGAGGCUGUGCAUUGAAGUACUAAUUGCAUUCAAUAUUUUCCAGCAAUUGGAAGAGUUCAUUAGUCAGAAAAAUCCAAGUAUUGGAGAACAUGAAAAAUGCCAAGGCUUAGAGAGAUUGGAAAUAUU